GGCAGUUUGCCCUCGCUUUCUUCGGUGUCUUAAUUUCAUUGAUCCGUCGGACCCGAAAUCUUUGUUCUCUCCUCCACCCCCGACCCAAAAACCCUGCAAUGUUUGUGAAAAGAACCCAGAACCUCUAAAUAACUAGAAAAAAAUACGUCUCAGUAAACUAAGUAAAAUCAAUAAACAAACAGAAAGAAAGGAAAAAGGGAGGAAGUUCCGGCUGUCUCUCUAAUUCCUUCCAUGCAAGCUGAACCUUAUCAUAUGAUAUAUCUCGUCGUCCUCUCUCCCAAAAUCCCCGGCCCUUUCCUUUUCCAUAAUUUUUUACCCUUUUCUCUCGUUAUCAGAUCAGCCAUACACUUCGUCGAUUCUAAUGGACGACGAUAAUAACCAUCGUCGUCAUAACCACCACAGCAUUCACCCUGCCGCCGAUCCCAAAAAGCAGCAGCAGCAGCAGCAGCUUUUCCCCUCGCCGGUUGUAAUUCGGAGAGAGCUCGUCUACGCUUUUCUUUCCUUGUUUCUCUUAAUCGGAUCUUCUCUCUACGCCUUGGAUCUCCUCGCCCCGCUCGAUCCGGUCUCCUACUUUCGGGUCGGCUUCUUGGCCCGAACCUUGACAGCCUGCGGUGACUACGGCGACGGGGAGUGGGUCCGGGAUGUGAGGAAGAACCAGGACGACGUCGGAUCGUACGGGGAGAACUGCCCGUUUCUUGAUCCUGGCUUCCGCUGUCGCUGGAACGGCAGGGAUGACGUGGAUUAUCUCAACUGGCGCUGGCAGCCACGCCGCUGUAACCUCCCCAGAUUCAACGCGACGGACUUUCUGGAAAGGGCGAGGAACGGGAGGAUAGUGUUCGCCGGGGACUCCAUCGGCAGGAACCAGUGGGAGUCGUUCCUCUGCAUGCUGGCGCAGGGAGUCUCCAAUGUCUCCACCAUCUACGAAGUCAACGGGAAGCCCAUCUCCAAGCACAGAGGCUUCCUCGUCAUGCGAUUCAGCGAAUACAACCUCACCGUCGAGUACUACAGACUGCCCUUUCUGGUGAUCAUCGGCCGCCCGCCUCGCGGUUCCCCGCCAGAGGUCAAGGCGGCGAUCAAGGUCGACCAGCUCCACUGGUUCUCCAACAGAUGGGUCGGUGCAGACGUUCUGGUGUUCAAUGCUGGACACUGGUGGAACCAGUACAAAACCAUCUACAUGUACGUAACGCGGUGUUGUAGGAAUGGGACGUGGGCCGAUGGAGGGCACUGUGAUCUGGACCUGCAACCAGAGACGAACCCGAAGCUUCUUGCCCCUGAGCCGACGAAUAACCGACCGAUUUCUCAAGUGAUUACAGAGAUGAGAUGGGGAAACUACAAGAGAGUUGAGUACUUGAACAUUACACAUCUGACAGAGUACAGGAGCGACGGCCACCCAUCGCGCUACCGUGAGCCGGGGACCCCACCGGACGCUCCACAGGAUUGCAGUCACUGGUGCCUACCAGGAAUCCCAGAUGUGUGGAAUGAAAUUAUGUAUGCUCAUUUGCUGUCGAUGGGAUUCAGAACCAACAGAUGA
Molecule: messenger RNA, 1531 nt
Organism: Linum tenue
Lineage: Eukaryota; Viridiplantae; Streptophyta; Magnoliopsida; Malpighiales; Linaceae
Source: the annotation of a GenBank genome assembly